This is a messenger RNA of Knipowitschia caucasica, 2616 nucleotides long. The record is from the annotation of a GenBank genome assembly. NCBI's taxonomy places the organism in Eukaryota, Metazoa, Chordata, Actinopteri, Gobiiformes, Gobiidae.
AUGCCAUACGUGGACCGGCUGAACCGGAUCUGUGGGUUCCUGGACAUCGAGGAGCAGGAGCUGAGCGGCCGCUUCUACAGACGAUACUUUGUCCUGGACUCAGACCAAGGGACUCUACUGUGGUACAUGGACAACCCACAGAAUCUUCCAGAAGGAGCUGAGCAUGUGGGCUCUCUAAACCUCUCCUACAUCUCCAUGGUGAACGAUGCCUCCAAAUUACGUCCCAAGACGGAGUUCUGCUUUGUGGUAAACGCUGGUAUGAGGAAGUUCUACCUUCAGGCCAACGACCAACAAGACCUGAUGGAGUGGAUCAGUGUCCUCAAUAACGCAUCAAAGAUCACAGUGCCGCGGCUUGGGGAGAGUGCGCCCCCUUCUGGAGCUGAGCUGUUAGCAUCAAAACAGGUCUCCACCAAGACAGAGAUCAUCGGAGGAGUGCCCAUCAUCACUGCCACACAGGAGUCAAAUGGUGUAAAUGGUGCAGACAGGAAGAAGCCUCCGUCUCAGCUGCCGUACUUCCUGUCCAGACGAGCUCAGGACCAGAACGUCACCAAGGCUGGAUUCUGCGUCAAACAGGGAGCAGUGAUGAAGACAUGGAAAAGGAGAUACUUCCUGCUGGAUACACACACUCUGAGUUACUACAAGUCAGAUCUGGAGCGGGAGCCACUGAGGGCCAUUCCUUUGAAGGAGAUCCUCACUGUGCAGGAGUGUAAACACAGUGAUCCCAUGAUGAGAGACAACUUGUUCGAGUUGGUGACUGCAUACCGGACUUUCUACAUCCAGGCUGACAGCCCAGAGGAGAUGCACAGCUGGGUCAAAGCACUGUCCGGAGCCAUCGUGGCCCAGAGAGGACCAGGACGAGCUGGGAACCAUGACUCUGAUUCCGCCUCCACCUUCUACCUGCACGCUGACCCCGCCCUCUCCGGACCCAAUCCACUUCCUGGGGCUGUUGCCGUGGAGACAGCGUCACCGCCUGUCGCUCCCGGAGACGGUCAUCCAGGCGACUGCAGCAACACCGUGACAGAGGCAUCGCCGUGGAAAAAUCGGGGUUGCGACAACCUGCAGACCACGCUAAUGCCUUUACCAAAUGUGCCCUCGUCCAAUCACAGCCCGUGUUUACUCCGUAGUCUUUAUAACCGCGUGAGCUCCAACCCUCUUCACACUCUCCUCUUCAUCUCUGACAGACUCCACAGCCUCCUCUUCAUCACUCUUCAAUCUCCUCUUCUUCAGGCUCUCAUAAUGCGCACGUCCCCGCUCCUCCUGCCGCUCAUCGUGCUCCUUCUGGCGCGCGCUCAGGGCAGCAGAGACAGACGCGAGCUCCCGUGUCCAGAGAAGUGUGACACGUCCGCGUGCACGCCUCUGCCCUCGGAUUGCGUGCGCGCUGACAAGUUGGACAAGUGUGCGUGCUGUCCCGUGUGCACAAGCGGCGAAGGGGACACGUGCGCGACAGACGCAGACUGCGCGGAGGGCACGCGCUGCACGUUCCUGUCAGGAGCCGUGCAGGUGUCCGCGACAGUGAGACGCAGAGGGUCGCUGGGCACAUGCGCGUGCGCGAGCACGGAACAGGUCUGCGGGAGAGAUGGGAGAAAGUACCGCAACAUCUGCGAACUGAGGGCGCGCGCACAGCAGAGAGGCGCGUGCACGGGAGAGCUGCUGCAUGAGGACAGUCUCCGCUUCAAAUACAACUUCAUUGCUGACGUAGUGGAGAAGAUUGCUCCAGCCGUCGUCCACAUCGAGCUGUACCGCAAGCUGAUGUUCUCCAAGCGGGAGGUGGCGGUGGCCAGUGGCUCUGGGUUCAUCGUGGCAGAAGAUGGUCUCAUCGUCACCAACGCCCACGUGGUCACUAACAAACACAGAGUCAAGGUGGAACUCAAGAACGGAACCACAUACGACGCCAAGAUCAAAGAUGUGGACGAGAAAGCUGACAUCGCUCUGAUCAAGAUUGAGGCUCCAGAGAAGCUGCCGGUGCUGGUCCUUGGCCGGUCGUCAGGCCUCAGACCAGGUGAGUUCGUGGUGGCCAUCGGGUCUCCGUUCUCGCUGCAGAACACGGUGACCACAGGGAUCGUCAGCACCACGCAACGAGGAGGACGAGAGCUGGGACUCAGGAACUCGGACAUGGACUACAUCCAGACCGACGCCAUCAUCAACUAUGGAAACUCCGGAGGUCCCUUGGUGAAUUUGGACGGGGAGGUGAUCGGGAUAAACACAUUGAAAGUCACCGCUGGAAUCUCCUUCGCGAUUCCCUCCGACAAAAUUCAACAGUUUCUCUCAGAAGCUCAGGAACGCCAGGCCAAAGGACAAUCCUCUCCGAAGAAAAAAUACAUUGGAGUCAGAAUGAUGAGCCUCACACCUCGUCUGUGGAAGGAGCUGAAGGAGCGACAGGUAGACAUCCCUGAUGUGACGUCUGGAGCUUAUGUCAUCGACGUGAUCAGCAGAACCCCAGCAGAGACUGCUGGUUUGCGAGAGAGUGACGUCAUCAUCAGUAUAAACGGUGAGACGGUGACUUCAGCAAAUGAUGUCAGUGCUGCCAUAAAGCGAGACCAGACGCUGAAAACCGUGGUGCGCCGUGGCAACGAGGAUGUCAUCAUCAACAUCGUACCAGAAAGCAUCGACCCCUGA